UUUUUCCUCCUCCGUUUCAUAUUCUGCUUUGUCUCUCAUUUGUCUCCAUUUGUUAAUUCUUUUAAUGUGUGUAUAUAUAUAUAUAUAUAUAUAUAUGUUAUAACUUUACCUUUUCACUUCGACAAAAUCAGUCUUUUAUCUCCUUCUUCAUCAUCUUCUUUCUUGUUCCUAGCUGUUGCUACCUGCUUCAUGGCUGUUUCACCCACGAGCUCUUCUAGCUUGGAGUUGACCAUAUCCAUGCCUGGCUUCUCUUCAUCCUUGUAUCUUCCUUCCUCUGGUGAAGGGGGCUGUGCAGUGAAAGAUUUGGACAUAAACCAAGUACCCUCAAGAGCAGAAGAAGAAUGGAUCACUGCUGGUAUGGAUGAUGAAGAGGAAAGCACUAAUGGAGCACCUCCUCGCAAAAAGCUCCGUCUCUCUAAGGAACAGUCUCGCCUUCUUGAAGAAAAUUUCAGGCAGCACCACACCUUAAACCCAAGGCAGAAAGAGGCAUUGGCUAUGCAGUUGAAGCUUAGGCCAAGACAAGUUGAGGUGUGGUUUCAAAACCGUAGGGCCAGGAGCAAGCUGAAGCAGACAGAGAUGGAAUGCGAGUACUUGAAGAGAUGGUUUGGUUCGCUAACCGAGCAGAACAGAAGGCUACAAAGGGAAGUAGAGGAGCUUAGGGCAAUGAAAGUGGGGCCUCCAACUGUGAUAUCUCCUCACAGUUGUGAGCCUCUCCCAGCAUCCACCCUCACUAUGUGUCCAAGCUGCGAACGUGUCACCACCACCACUGCCAUCGAUAAGGACCCCACCAAAAACAACACCACCGCUGCCUCCAUCGCCACAGCCACAGCCACAGCCGCCACCUUGUCCUCUAAAGUUGGAACGCCACCCCUCCAUUCUCGUCAAUCUUCCGCAGCUUGUUAGUCGCUCUGCUCUAAUUCAUUAUUAUUAAUUUACUUUAGAAGAAGAAAAAUAGGUCAAGAGGAAUGUUCAUAGUAUUUUACACCCAAAGAAAAAAAAAAGGCAUGCAUGGGAUAGAUACUGUAUACUCGUACGUAUAUGGUAUCUAAUCUACAUAUGGAUAAUUUACUUGUUAGCACUUUCUCUCCUCUUUUUUUUUUCAACAAUUAUUUUAUUGCUUGAGCUAUCCAUAUAUAUAUAAUUUAUUAAUUAAUUGGUUAGUAAAUUAGUGAA
Messenger RNA from Hevea brasiliensis (rubber tree), 1173 nucleotides. Its product is annotated as homeobox-leucine zipper protein HOX3-like. Gene Ontology annotation, biological process: regulation of DNA-templated transcription. The transcript has 4 exons. NCBI's taxonomy places the organism in Eukaryota, Viridiplantae, Streptophyta, Magnoliopsida, Malpighiales, Euphorbiaceae. The coding region runs from base 190 to 903 and encodes 237 amino acids. Gene Ontology annotation, molecular function: DNA-binding transcription factor activity, RNA polymerase II-specific; sequence-specific DNA binding. The record is from RefSeq and is a predicted model, not a curated record.